This is a messenger RNA of Nicotiana attenuata, 997 nucleotides long. RefSeq names its product Werner Syndrome-like exonuclease. Lineage: Eukaryota; Viridiplantae; Streptophyta; Magnoliopsida; Solanales; Solanaceae. Gene Ontology annotation, biological process: nucleobase-containing compound metabolic process. Gene Ontology annotation, molecular function: 3'-5' exonuclease activity; nucleic acid binding. Gene Ontology annotation, cellular component: nucleus; cytoplasm. The record is from RefSeq and is a predicted model, not a curated record. The transcript has a single exon. The coding region runs from base 126 to 815 and encodes 229 amino acids.
UCCUCUUCUCUCCCAAUCCUACUCAACAAAGGCAAACUCAUAUCAACUCUACUAUUUAUAUACCGCACCUUCCCUUCCUAUAAUACAAAAUCACAACAAAAUUUCUCUCUUCUAAAGAUAUAACCAUGGCCGAAUUAAUUUCCCAAACCUUAUUCUGCACUGUUCCUUUCUAUGAAAACCAAAUCAAAUUAACAGUUACAAAAAAGGCCACCGACGUCGAUAAGUGGAUUGGCCAAACAAUCCACAUUCACCGGCGUAGACUACACAAGCUCCUGAUUGGUCUAGACAUUGAGUGGCUCGCCUGUAUUAACCCCACUGAUAAAAACAACCCCAAAAUCGCACUCCUCCAACUCUGCGUCGGCCGUCGUUGCCUUUUAUUUCAACUUCUUCACGCUGAUUACAUCCCGAAUUCUCUCCGUGCUUUUCUCGCAAACCCUAACUUCACGUUUGUUGGUGUUGGUAUUCAGGGCGACGUUUACAAAUUGUUCCAAGAUCAUGGAUUGUUCGUAGCGAAUUCGGUUGAUUUGUACCAGUUAGCAUUGGUUGUACGUAAAUUUGAGCCUGAGUAUGGAAUAAUGGGGUUGAAGAGAAUGGGAUUGAAGAGAAUGGCGUAUGAAGUUCUUGGUAAAGUUAUGGAGAAGCCGUUGAAAGUUACGUUGAGUCAAUGGGAUGCUGAAGAAUUGUCGUAUGAACAAGUGGAGUAUGCUUGUAUUGAUGCUUUUGUGUCUUUUGAAAUUGGAAUGAACUUGUUUUCUGAGAUGUUGAACAGAUUGGUGUAUGAUCCAUAUGUAUCUGCUUUUGAUGUAAAAAUUUGAUGAAAUAUCAUAGGGAAUUAGGAAUGUAUAUUGAACAAAAUUGAUUUUUUUCUUUUGUAUCCAUAUGUCCAGUCUGAAUGAGGGAUUUGUAUGAUAUUUUUGUUAAAUUCUGAUUCAGUGUAUUGAUUUUUGGUAUCUUGUAUUGAUUCCAACAAGGAAGAUGUAUGAUUUUGGUUUUCUUU